This is a messenger RNA of Aspergillus pseudonomiae, 1691 nucleotides long. RefSeq lists its product as uncharacterized. The record is from RefSeq and is a predicted model, not a curated record. The coding region runs from base 469 to 1647 and encodes 392 amino acids. The transcript has 4 exons. Lineage: Eukaryota; Fungi; Ascomycota; Eurotiomycetes; Eurotiales; Aspergillaceae.
AACCAAAUAAGGUAGCAAGCACGACUGGCCGGCCGGCCUUGUGUGACAUGAACUCAGUUCCUAAAGCAAAUAGUCCCACAGCCGAUGGUGGUGUGGAUGUGCUGUGUCUUUCCCUCUUUGGGCCUUCUGGUCGAUUCUGGUUCGCCUAUGAGCUCACAAUAAUCCUCCCAUCACACUGGAACGAACAUGGAACGCCAUACUUUUCGGUCUUUCCUCCAGUUCCAUUUCCAUUCUAUAGCAAUCGUACCUUGAUUCUGUAAUCUCACCAAGUCAAGGCUGCCGGCUGAUCCUUGCAGCCACACACUUCCCCUGGCAAAUGUGCCCAAUUAUACAAAGCUUAUCGCAAAAAUGUCGGUGCCUCCCCCUCAUAUAUCUACAGGACUUCCUUUAGUCCCUUGCAUGGAUCUGUUCGGAGUGAAUGCCAGUUAACCUAUCAUUCCCUGCGCUUACAGGUUGCUCUCCGAAAACAUGUCAAGCUUCAGUCCAGAGUUUACAAAAAGCUUCGCUCGGGAAACAUGGACUCUCUAUGCUGUGGGGAUGCUGGGUGUUUGCCUACGAUUCGUAGCUCGAAUACGUCGUUUAGGAAUCCGAAAUCUCCAGACAGAUGAUUACAUGAUGGUCUUCGCUGUCAUCUGGUAUACGAUCCUAUGUGUUUCACUGAACGAAGUCGUCAUCGUGGGGGGUUCGAACUUGAUGAGUGAAGAAGAUAUUAAAAACUUGACUCCGGGACUUAAAGCCGAUCGUGUGAGAGGAAGUAAAUGGGUCUUUGUCUCAGAACACUCAUUUGUCCUCGCGGUAUGGGCGAUGAAGGCCUGUAUGCUCAUCAUCUAUGCACGUAUAACGGAGGGGUUGCGGCAGAGGAAAUGGGUUAAUUAUCUCGCCGUAUAUGUCGGCCUCGGUUUUGUUGGUGUUGAAUUGUCUCUGUUCUUGAUUUGCCGACCCUUAUCGAUGUAUUGGGCUGUGCCUACAUCCUAUCAAUGUUCAAGCUACCAGUACUACGAAAUUAUCCAAGGAUGUAUAUCGAUUUCCGCAGACAUUCUGACGCUCCUUAUCGGGUUGCCACUUCUGCUGCAAGUACGCGUGCCCCUCAAGCAGAAGCUGAUACUUGUGGUUAUUUUCGGCAUGGGAGUUUUUGUUAUUGUUGCAGCAGUCCUGACAAAGGUUUACUGUCUCGUCCCGUCGCUCAUCUCAUACGUCUACAUGAAUUGGUACUUCCGAGAAGCAACCGUGGCAGUUCUUGUCACCAACCUACCACUCAUCUGGUCUCUCCUUCGCGAUGUAUUCCCAGCCCUCAAAAGCUGGACAGGGGGAUCCAAGCGAGCCACUGAUCGGUAUCGGUCUGGUCCGUGGACCAGCAAAGCCUCAGAGUACGGCCGGCGUUAUGGACCGUCGAGUCAGCUACGCUCAGGCGAUUUUAGCAUGCAUGAUUACAACCGAAGCAUCGCUACACCUCACAAGCCGGCUUCUGACGUUAGCAUACAAGCGAGUGACGAUCGGGAUGUGAGCGACGAUGGCUCCGACAGAGCUCUGAGAAUUCGGCAGGACGUUACUGUCACGGUGGAGCGCGAAUCCCGGCCUCCCGAAUUUUGGGGAUCACAUCAUACCAAGACCGAAAGUCUGAACGGGGUCCAUCAACCGCAGCCAUGAAGCAUACGAUUUUUAGCCUAGUGCUUUUUUUUUUUUAAAAAAAA